AUGAUGAAGAAGGAAGCAGAUGCAUUAGCAACAUUACUUGAUGAAAUCCUAAUAUUAAAUCCAAUUGAAAACCACUCUGAAUAUACUUCAAGGGAACAGCUACUAGAAAUCAUUUCAAAUUAUACGAAAAAUGAUAAAAGUAUGAAAAAUGGGGCAGAACAAGGAUAUAAAUGUUGCGGAAUGGCGGAUUAUAUUACUUUGGAACUAAAUAAUUGUUUCCAAUUAUCAAAUAAAGAUAAGAACUUCAAUUUUAAUGAUACAGAUAAAUGGGUGGAUAUUAUUACUACUAAUAACUGGGAUUCUGAGGCAUAUUCAGCAGCAAUUCAAAUAAUCAUUAAUCUUGCGAAUUAUUCACUAAUUAACAAGCAGGAAUUAGGAAAAAUAGAACUGUUAAAGACCACCGUUUACAAUAGACUAUUCAAAGCAGAGUGCUGUAACCAUACAAUCAGAUAUCAAUUAACCGAAUUAUACACGCUAAUGCUAUCGACAAAUUGUAAACCGGAUGACAUUUUAAGUCUUUAUCUGAAUUAUAACAACGAAUACUUGAGAAAAACAUUAGAUUCAUUAGCGACUCAAAUAUCUGACCCACUCUCUCAGAAUUUUCUACAAUUUGAAAAUUCUUACAAAAUAUUCUCAACUAAUUCGAGAGAAAGAGAAAAAUUCACUUUCCAUUUAAAUAUAGAGUUCAAUGAUAUUACGUCCAAUAGAAUUUUAACAUUUGGAAAAGGUCUUUAUCUAGAAAUUAGAGAUGGCCAAUUUUGCAUUUCCAACGAUAACUUUAUAUUAGCGCUUUUUGAAGGAUACGAAUUUCAUCCUUCAGUUUAUUAUAAUAUUACAUUGACAAUGAAUGUCGAUCAGAUGAUCCUUUAUGUCGAUGGAGUUUUUGUAAAUUCAGUUACAAUUUUACGCAAAUCUACAAAGAGGUCAAUAACUUUUGAACUUGGAUCAAUGAUAUGUUCUUUCAAGCUCUAUAGGCUUCAGUUCUGGAAUAUUGCUCUUAAUGAAUAUUCUGUUAGAACAAUCUUGGAAGCUGGAGCUCAGUUAAAUACUGGGAUAAAUGAAACUUGGAGGUUUCCAAAUAUAGCAAGUUCAUAUGGGGAGGCUUUUUUGGAAAAACUUUACCACUCCGCAAACACCAACGAGAUAUCAUAUCCUUAUUUUUUACAACAAAUUUCUCAGUUAUCUUCGAAUAACCUUUUGCUCGAUUUUUCUUUAAGAAAUAUAAAAAAGGAGGCUUUAGAUACUAAUUUCAGGAUACGAUCAAGCAACGAAGAUCAAAAUAAUGAAGUUAUUCAGUUUGGAAAUAUUUACUAUUAUAAGGGCUCGAAUUUGGUUUCUAUAUGGAUGUCGAUAAAUGCUAUGAGACUCAUCCUAACAAAUUUGGAAAAUUGUCCGGAUUUUGAUAUUCUAUUUGAUAGUAUAUCGCAUUUACUAGUGCUUUUAAGAGACACUCGUUUGCGUUCGUGGUUUCAAAUUGAAUUUGGCUUUCCCAUGUUGGCUCACAUUUUGACGACGAGAGUUAUCCCAAAAUUUAAAAGACCUCUCUCAAUUGAAUUUUCAAAUUUAUUUUUAGAGUAUUGUGGUUGGAACUUUACUGAUGUCGCAUCAUCAUUGAUAACAAAUGAUGUGGCUUAUGAAAAUCUAAUCCUUAAUUUUAAUUUAUGGUACUUUCAAUCUGCGCAAAGGAAAGACCUUCUUCCUGGAGUAGAAAUUAUUAGAUUCCUUUUCUUCCAAUUAGUAAGUUUAAUAGAAAAUUCCAAAUUCAAAACAUUCAAUUUAAAAGUUUUGAAUAGAAUAAAUAUCUUACAAAGAUUAAGUUACCAUCAACAUUCUCUUGUUACAAUUUUACCUUCGGAUUUUACCGAUUUACAACCUGAUCUAGUUAAUGUUUACCAUGUUCUCUUAAAAGAGAAUAUCGAUAGGGGAAACUUGCAAUAUUAUAUUCAUUUUGCAUAUUUUGAACUGAAAUGCAACCAUGUUGAGACAGCUGAUACAUUACUCAUAGCAAUCGACAAGAUCUACAUAGAUGCCUUAAAUGAAGGGAAUGCAAAGCUUAUUGCGUUAUUUACAGCAUCUAUAUCAGUCAAAUUUUUAAUGAUGAUUUUAGAAGAAAUUGUGGCCUGUAAAGGUGACCCUACGAAGGGAAUAAAAAUUCUUUUGCGAUAUUUACUACUGAAUAAAUCAGCGAAAGAAAGCUUUAUUGCCAACAAUGGAGUGGAUUUACUUUUAAGUACAAUGAAAAAGGUUGAUAUGAUUUAUUGUGAACCAAUAAUUGAUAUAUUAUAUGGAUAUUCUACUGGUUAUGAAAUAUCUGACGAUCCAUCAUUAGGUAUAAGGAGUAAAUCAAAAAAGCAACAUUCUUCUAGAAUAAUAGAGAUGAAAGAGCUCUUGUACUUGGCAAUAUCAAUGCUAGAGUGGGCAAUUCUGAACGAUAUAAAAGAUAGUUUCCAAAUGGAUCUGAAUGAUUAUAUUACUGAUAUCGUAGAGAAAAUGAUUGUUUUAGAAAAUAAUCAAGAUAAUUACAAGGUUUUUGAUCCUAGGUUCAGUACAGUACUACUAUAUCUCAUAGAUCUACUCAUUACAAUGGGAAAACCACAAAAUUCCGAAAUAUACAUGCGAGCAAAAGAAGCAGUGAACGAACUGAUAACGAAUAAUGUAACGAAGGCAUUAUCCGAAUUGCGAACCUCUGAAUUUGAAAGAUAUAUUGAAGCACUUCUAAAUUUCUACAAUGAAACAGGGUUUAUUCCAUCAUACUAUUAUACACAAAAAAAGAAUAACUAUUUCGACCUUGCAUUCAUAAAAUUCAUUUUACCAGCCAUUUUUGAAAGAUACAUUGCAAUUGCUGACGUGUUUCCAACCCUACUUUCUGAAAAGGGAUGUUUAUUCUCAAAUCUUACAUAUAUUUUCAACAUUUACGGAAAUUAUUUAUCUGUACUCGAAUUGAAUGCGAAUUCAUACAUUUCAUGGAGUAAAUGCCUAAUUAUGUGUCUAGAUUCAUUGUUUUCUAAAUCACACGCACAUUUCAAAAACCUCUCAAGAACAGAAUUUAUUGAUGUGUUCAGAACACAAUUCUUUAGUUUUCUCUAUGCUAUUUCUUCGAGGAGUAUCGAAUGGAAUUCAAAUCUAUCAAACAUGUUUUAUAAUGAUAUUCUUCUUAACCAAGAAGUAUUGUUUAAGCAAAGCAACAGAAUUUUUGAUUUAGAUAGUAUUUCACUUCUUUUCAUUUUUUUGGGCGUUCAAUUGGAAAAGAAUGGACCUAAUGUUCUGGUUAUUUCAUGCAUUAGAACAGUCUUACUCUAUAAUGAGAAAUAUUUAGCAGAUAUUGCAAACUUCAUAGAUUCUGCAAAUGAAAAGAACAUUUAUGAAAUACUUGCCAAAUUAAUCACUAUGACAGAUGAUGAAAUACAAAGUAACUUAUCUAAAAAUGAAAGAUUACUCUUUGAUAAGCCCCAACAAGAAAGAUUCAGAAAGUUUAUUAUGAAAAAUAUUAAAAAAGGUGAUAUGAAACCAUUAGAUGAAGACAAAUUAUUCGAGCAUAUUCUAACUAUCAAGGAAAAUUCAGAUGUGUAUGUUAAUAAAAAAAUGAUGGAUGCUUCCCUAUCAUUCCAAAAAGAAAAUUCUGCUCUUGGAAAGCGAGUCCUUCAAAUAUACCACAAAUAUCUUUCAAACUUUACCUCAGACAAGGAGGAAGAAUUCUUUGUAAACGACAAUAAAUUAAGACACUUGAAAUUUCAGAACAAGUACACAUUAACAUUUCUGAGGAAUGAUGAAACCAAGUACUUGUGGACAUUGGAUAUAACAGAAGAUACUGAUAGAAGGAAGAGAAGAUUGAUUCCUUUCCAUGAAAUUCAUGAUAGCGAUUUAUCCAACGAGAACACUAAUGAUGUUAAGAAUCCGACUGAACUUAAGAAUUCAACAAGAUCUGUAAGAAGCAAUAGUGAUUUGGGAUCAUAUGAUUUACUAUUGGAUGAGGAAACAGCUGAUCUACAAUCUUUGGCUAGAAUGGACAAGAAUCGUAAUAUUCUCAAGGUAUUGAGCAAGGCGGACUCUAUCAAACAUAUUUGUAAUUGUUGUCUUAUCGUGGGAUUAGAGGUUAAUGAAGGGAUUCUUAUUGUUGGCCGUUUGCACCUCUAUUUUGUUGGUAAUUACUACUACUCGAAAGAUCGUCAAGCCAUAGUUAAGUUGACAGAUGUCCCAGAAGGAAAACGUGACAUUAACUCCAAAUUAAUAAGGGGAUCAAAUAACGUAAAAGAGGAUAUUGUGGUGAACCGGGACGUUUAUAGAUGGGAACUUUCUGAAAUGACGUUUAUAAUUAAAAAACCAUUUCUAUUACGUGAUAUCGCCAUUGAAAUCCUUUUUGAAAACAAAGUGAAUUGUUUCUUCAGCUUUAAUUCAAGUGCUCCUAGGGAUGAGGUCUAUCACUAUCUAAAUAAAUUGCCAAAGAACAAGAAUGUUGAUCCUAUCUUCUUCAACGCUCUUCGUGAUCUAAAGUCUAAUAAUUCGCUUAUUGGUUCUAGAAAUGGAAUUUCCAAACUUAGUUUGACGUCUAAAGUUAAGAAUGUUCUUUCCUCAAGUUCAGAUUUGACAGAGGAAUUAGAGGCAACAAAGUUAUGGCAAAGGGGUCUAUUAUCUAACUUCUACUACCUUAUAAUUUUGAACACCUUGGCAGGAAGAACCUUUAACGAUCUUACCCAAUAUCCUGUUUUCCCAUGGGUUAUUGCCGAUUACACCAGCACUGAGUUAGAUUUAGAUGAUCCCAAGACCUUUAGGGAUUUGUCAAAACCUAUGGGAGCCCAGACAGAGAAGCGAAGAAAUGAGUUUAUAGAGCGCUAUAAGGCCCUUGAACAAUUAAACGACAAAUUUUCACCUCCAUUUCAUUAUGGGACACAUUAUUCUUCGGCUAUGAUUGUGUCUUCAUUCCUUAUUCGAUUAAAGCCAUUUACGAAAUCAUUCCUACUAUUACAAGAUGGUCAUAUUAGCCAUCCAGACCGUCUUUUUAAUUCAAUUGAACGAGCAUGGUGUUCAGCUUCCUCUGAAAACACGACAGAUGUAAGAGAAUUAGUUCCUGAGUUUUUUUUUCUACCAGAGUUUUUAACUAAUAUAAAUAAUUUUGACUUUGGUAAGGGUCAGGACGGUCAAGAUGUCAAUGAUGUGAUAUUACCACCAUGGGCAAAAAAUGACCCAAAAAUCUUUAUUACUAAGAAUAGAGAAGCAUUAGAAAGUGCGUAUGUGUCAAGAAACCUUCACAAAUGGAUCGAUCUCGUUUUUGGAUGUAAACAAAAGGGUGAAAAGGCAGUGGAAGCAGUAAAUGUUUUUAAUAGAUUAAGCUAUCCAGGAACUGUUAACUUGGAGGAUAUUGAUGAUGAAAACGAACAAAGAGCAGUAACAGGUAUUAUCCAUAAUUUUGGUCAAACCCCAUUACAAAUAUUUGAAGAACCGCAUCCAGAAAGAAAGUUCGAAGGAAAGUAUACAUUAGAUUCAAAUUGUUGGGACCGUUUAUCCACUAAACCAGCCAAGAUUGUGCCAUCCAAAUACAACGGUUCAUCGAAUAAUAGUAUCAGGUUUAUAUAUCAGAAAAGCAAUACCAAGAGUAAUCCACAAUAUGAUGGCUUUCCAUUUUUGAACAUACCAAAUAACUCCCUGAAUCUUUCAAUAAAGUUACAGUCACCAUCCUCAUUAACUUUGGACAACCUAACAUGGAGGAAUUUACAUACGUGCGCAAUUACUUCUUUCUUAUCCAUCUCAAAGUAUAUCUUUCUAACUGGGGACGAAAAUGGGCUGAUCAAAAUAUGGAAAUUACAAAAUUUGGCAAACGGUAAUAUACUGGUACAACUGGGCAGUCUUUACUGCCAUAUAUGCGAAAUCAAGGAUAUGCAACUGUACCCAGAUCUGAAUAGCCUUUUGACUUUGGAUUCUUCAGGAAAAGUGAUGCUCUGGGAUAUGAUGAAUUAUCAACCAAUACGAAGAUUCUCCUCUUCUGCUUCCAAAAUUGCAAUAUCUGAAAAAUUAGGUACUGUCAGCAUAGUAACUUUCAAGAAUGAGCUAAGAAUUUAUAAUUUAAAUGGUGACAUAUAUUUAAGUGAACAAUUUGAGCCGCAUAAGAAAGUUUCAACAGUAGGAUUUCUGAACUUUAGAACUAACGACAUGGCUUACCAGAAACAUAUUUAUUGGGCAGAGCAUGAAAUUUUAUUGCUCGGAUUUUCAGGAGGGUUUAUUGAGAUAUAUGAAUUAAGAUUAAAGAAUGACAGCUGGGGAUUGAAUUUUUUGAAGGAUCUUCGUAUUUCAGAUGGCAUUGAGCUUACAUGUCUAAAAGCAUGUGUUAGAAUACAGUUAGAAGGAUAUAAGAUUCUUCAUAAAACGGAAAGUAUUAAAGUGGAGGUUGUUGCUGGCGAUAGUGGUGGGAGGCUAUACCUCUGGUAA
This is a messenger RNA of Naumovozyma castellii, 6420 nucleotides long. RefSeq names its product Bph1p (gene BPH1). The transcript has a single exon. Bases 1 to 6420 code for a protein of 2139 amino acids. The record is from RefSeq and is a predicted model, not a curated record. NCBI's taxonomy places the organism in Eukaryota, Fungi, Ascomycota, Saccharomycetes, Saccharomycetales, Saccharomycetaceae.